UGUACUGACAUAUGUCAAUAAAUUGUUACUGAAAGAUUUGGAUAUUGUUGAACUUUGCUGACUUUUCAUUUGAAAUUUAGCAAGAUGAGUCGAAAAGUAUUUCUCUGGUCGGCUUCGAGGUCUUUGUCGACAGCGUUUACAAGGGCUAUGAUGAAUGUUAACGACUGCGAAGUUUUUAUGGAACCCUACUGGUAUGGCCACUAUUCGUUAUGGGGAGAUAUCUGUGCACCAUCAAAGGGUUUGACCACCAUACCUCCUGACCAAAUACAGCUUUCAAUGAACAGAACUACCGACUCAGUGCUUGCGAAGUCAGCUAAUAAACAAUUUGUGUUUUGUAAGGAAAUUGCAAAAAAUGUAGCCCAUCCUCCAUAUUUUUUAAAAGACGAGAAGCUAAACGGUUUUUGGCAUACGUUUUUAAUAAGACACCCUGAAAAAACAAUCCCAUCCUUGUAUCGUGUAUUUUCUGAAAGCGAUUCAUACCCAGACGUCGAUACCAUCGAUUUUAGUUAUGAAGGUGGUUUUAAACAGCUGUAUAAUAUCUUCGAGUUUGUCAGCAACCAUUUCGAUACUUCGCCAAUGGUUAUAUUCGCUGACGAUUUACUUCAAGAUCCUGAGAAAGUACUUAAUUACUACUGUAGCCAGACUGGUCUGCCUUAUAACAAAGGCAUGUCAUGUUGGAAGCCUGGGCAUAUUGAUGGGUGGUUACUUCCUGAAUUCUAUGUAAAUGUGACCGAAAGUUGUGGCAUUGGGAAACAGGAGGAAUCAAGAACCAAUUAUGCACCAAUAGGAGAAAAAGGAAUUGCUAAGAUUAGAAAAGCUAUUGAAGAUAACAUUUGGUACUAUGAGCAGCUGUAUAAGUAUCGAGUUCAAUUUUGAAACUCUGCCAUGAUAUGUAUACAUAAACAUUUUUUUAACUAAACGAUUCAUGUUGGUUGCUGGUAGACUAAACGUGUAAUGUCGAUAGCUUCUUUUGCAUGCCGAAUUUUAUCACCAAACGGAAAAAAUUGCAAUCUGUUGCAACAAGCACUUGCUAACAACUGUUCUGAGCCCUUAAUUAUAUUUAAAAACUUAUCAAUGCUCUGAGCACUUAAUUAUG
Dendronephthya gigantea is the source of this 1096-nucleotide messenger RNA. Its product is annotated as branched-chain-amino-acid aminotransferase-like protein 1. Lineage: Eukaryota; Metazoa; Cnidaria; Anthozoa; Malacalcyonacea; Nephtheidae. The transcript is spliced from 2 exons. The record is from RefSeq and is a predicted model, not a curated record. The coding region runs from base 85 to 876 and encodes 263 amino acids.